Molecule: messenger RNA, 3087 nt
Organism: Amphiprion ocellaris (clown anemonefish)
Lineage: Eukaryota; Metazoa; Chordata; Actinopteri; Pomacentridae
Gene: eps8l2
Product: EPS8 like 2
Exons: 21
Coding region: 214-2262 (682 amino acids)
Biological process (GO): positive regulation of ruffle assembly; regulation of Rho protein signal transduction; Rho protein signal transduction
Cellular component (GO): plasma membrane; vesicle; ruffle membrane
Molecular function (GO): actin binding
Source: RefSeq, a predicted model, not a curated record
UGUGCUCGCAGCUGGAUGACACCUUGUGCAGUUUCGUUCACAGUACUGGAGUUCUACUUUUACCACAGAUAUCCAGAAGGUUCCUGCGGAGUUUUUUUUUGUCCCAGUCGGCUGCAGGUCUGGAUGGAAGGCUGAUGUUUCAGACGCUGACUCACCCACACUGGUCUACUUGAGCAUCCAGUCCGGAAAACAGCUCUGUGGAUGCCUUAAAUCAUGAGCGCACCGGGACCUCCAUCGAGGCAGGCCAAUGGAGUGGCCAGAUCGGACAGCAAGAUCAGCGCCAAGGCCCUCUACGAACAGCGGAAAAAGUACUCCAACUCCAACUUUAUCAUGCACGAGACGUCGCAGUAUCACGUCGAGCAUCUCUCCACGUUCAUCAUGGACAAGACAGAGUCCAUUAUCACGGUGGACGAUGCAAUCAAGAAACUGGUUCUUCUGGAAUCAAAAGGUAAAAUCUGGACACAGGAGAUGCUCCUGCAGGUCACUGACAAGGCGGUCAGGCUGCUGGAUUGUGAAACACAGGAAGAGUUGGAGAACUUCCCUCUCCCCACCAUCCACAUGUGUCAGACGGUGCUGAAUCAGUCACGCUACCCCUCAGUGCUGCUGCUCGUGUGUCAGGACAAGGACCAGCACAAACCCGACAUCCACUUUUUCCACUGUGACGAGGUGGAGGCUGAGAUGGUUCAUGCAGAUAUAGACAGUGCCCUUGGAGACAACAAGCAUGGAAGGAAAAUGAGGCUUCAGACUCUGAAGGUGAACCAGGAGAAAAUGAAGCGACACAGAGAAACGAUCCUCCCUCCCUCGGCCAACAAGGGCCCCGCUCCAACUCCGAAGGGACGGGUGGCAGCCGUGAACACUGUAGACGGACGAGCUCCUGGACAGCAGGACACAGAGUCACAUGAAAAACUGGCCCAGCGCAUUGAGAAGGAUGUGCAAGUCCUCAACUGUGCCCUGGAUGACAUCGAGAUCUUUGUGACGCGGGUGCAAAAGGCAGCGGAGGCCUUUUCCCAGCUCAACCAGCGCAACAAGAGUAAGAAGAAUAAGAAGAAAGGACCAGCAGAGGGCAUGCUGACCCUGCGAGCCAAGCCCCCCUCCGAAGCAGAGUUCAUUGAUAGCCUGCAGAAAUUGAAGCUGGCCUUCAACCUCGUGGCCAAACUGAAGAAACACAUACAGAACCCGAACUCAUCGGAGCUGGUUCAUUUCCUGUUUAACCCUCUGGAGCUGGUGCUGCAGAGCUGUGGGAGUCCUGAAUUGGCCCGUUCGAUCAUCUCUCCUCACCUGUCUCGCGACACUGUUGACUUCCUGCGGGGACACCUCACCCCGAAAGAGAUGACCAUCUUUGAGCUGCUCGGGGACGGAUGGACCAAACCCAGAGCUGAGUGGCCCGUGGAUCAGUGCGCUCCUCCCUAUUACCCCAAGUUUCGUAAUGGCUGGGAGCCGCCGGCGGAGCUUUUCAGGACGGCACCAUGGGAAACUGAAGGACCCUCUCAACAACUGAGGCUGCCCACCAGCCCUGAUUACAGGAAACACUCAGGGGAAGAGUUUUACGGAACUCAUUCCUCGAGCUCCUCAAAUGGGUCUUACAAUGGGAUGCCCCCAACCCGCAAAUACGCCAAAAUUCGCUACCACUUUGUAGCGCGGAAUGCCAACGAGUUGUCAGUGCUGCAGGAUGAAAUCCUCGAGGUGAUAGAGGAUGACAAGCAGUGGUGGAAGCUACGGAAUCGCAGCGGUCAGGCCGGCUACGUCCCGUUAAACAUGCUGGAUGUUGUGAAGAUAGAAGAGCCAGAUGGUUUGUUCAACCAGCAAGGCUAUGGGACGUCAUCUCCUGGGUCUGGGGGCCUUGGAGACAGCUUCAACAAAGGAAGACCCAAAGACAAAAUGAUGGAUGAGGUCAAUAAUGAACUGUUGAAGGUAAUCACUGCUAGCAAAAGCCAGCCGCCUACCAGGAAUUUCCGUAGGGAGCGACCAUCCGGCAUCCAAGUACCGCUCACCUCUAACUCAACCCCAGAGGACGUGACCACGUGGCUCAAUUCUAAAAAUUUCACUAAACCGACUGUUGAAUGUUUGGGGAUCCUGACUGGAGCCCAGCUAUUUUCCCUGAACAAAGAAGAACUGAAGGCGGUGUGUGGAGAGGAAGGCGGCCGUGUCUACUCUCAGGUCAUCGUGCAGAAAGAUCAGCUAGAGAAGAGCAGUGGAGACUCAGAGCUGAAGGAUAUCAUGGACCGGAGGAAGGCGAGGAUCGACUCCGGCAGCAAAGACUGAACCUAUUGAGCAACACGACCCAUCCAGAUGUUUCCCUCUCAGCAGACUCUGUAAUCAGUCUACUGUCAAUCAUCCUGCAGUAGAAAAUACUGAAUAUUGUAUAAGUUUUUAAUUGUAUAUUUAUUUUGUAUCAUCCAACACGUAUGUAAUCAAGUGUUUUCUUAACUGAUUAUGUUGCUUUUGUUUUCAAUGUCUCAUUAAAUGUUGUUGUUCAAGAGACUUCUGCUGAGGAGAGGAACAUGUGAGUUUAUGUACAGUUUGAUGUGUCUGCAUGACAUGCAUGUAACGUACAUACUUUGUACAACCAGUGCGGUCGAUGUUCAUGCUCGUUGUUAAUAUCGCGGCUGUUUACUAAAUUACUGGGUAAAUACGUAGAUCUUAGCUGUUGCAUAUCUAGAUCAGUGCCAGAAUGUUUGACACAUUUUCUGAUAUAUAGCCAAUUAUUUUCAUAUCACUAUUUACAGGAAACAUAAAUAAUAAACCAUGCUCUGUUACUUCUAGCAGGUAUCGUAUGUAAUUUCGUCUUGGUUGGUAAAUGCCAACCAGCAGUAAGUAUUAAAAUACGCACUCUUGCAGUUUAUAAUCAGAUUUCCGGUAUGCUGGUAAGCUUAGCACGCAAUAAUUCUGCAUGAAGUCAAUGUGAGUUGCUGUCGUUACUGUGUUUUUUGUAGCAAUAUGAACAGCACAGACAGGAAGCAGGAAAUAUGUUGUGAAAAAUUAAAUGAAGAUUCAGAGGAAACAUUUAAAGGGUUGUAAAUAUUUCGGGAUGCAAUGUUUAAAAAGAUCACAAUUAAAAAGAAUAAACUUGGUAAAUAUUUUAUAACA